GACCAAGGCGAAGGUCGUUUGAUAUGCUGGAAUCAGCUCUGUCAGAUUUAUGUGGCUGUGGAUUGAUGCAGAAAUAUGACGGAACAUUACAAACAUGACAAUCAGGCAGCAGGAGUGUUCACAACAAACAUGUCUGACAUUCCCACAGAUCUUGUGUCCGAGAGUAAUAUACCUCUGUGUGCCCAGUCAGAAAACAACCACAGGAGGCUUUACCUUCACACAUCCGCUGGAUGCCAACCUCACACGACCCCUGGGCACCAGCGUCACACGACCUCUGGGCACAAACCUCACACGACCUCUGGACGUCAAUACCACACGACCUCUGGGCACCAACAUCAUACGACCUCUGGACGUCAACACCACACGACCUCUGGGCAUCAAUCUCAUAGGACCUCUGGACGUCAACACCACACGACCUCCGGUGAGAACAGACCAUUCAGGGACAACCCGUCUGAUGCUGGAGGUUUGGUGAUGGCCAGCUCAGGAAUGAACCAGGUCAUGAAUGCAGCUGGCGACAACCAAAGAGGAAUCCUACAAAUAGAGGACCUAUUUCAUUCCAAAGAUGAGUCAGCAUCCCAUUUGAUUUCUUCCUCAAAUCCUGUGGGACAUCCUCAUACAGCAAUGCUCUCUCGGACAUAUUCUCCCGAGACUGGGACGUCCCACAGCCCCAGGAAGCCCCAUACCUCAAGCAGUAUCAGCGUGCCUAUGUACCCACGUCCUCAAGGUCCUCAACGUAAGUCCUUCCCUGCAGAAAGGGACUCUGCAUGCACUCCAUCCAUUUUGCCUGUUCGACAAGUGCCUGGUGAUGCCACUAUGACCAAAUCCUUUGACCAAUUUACUUGUCAGCUGCCUUUUGAAAACAAACAACGAUCAGACAUAGAUACAAUACACCAAGCACCAGCUGGCUCUGGUGACGCCACUAUGGUCCCGCAGAGCCAGUUGGGACAGAGGUAUAGCCAUGUGAUGCCAUCCUAUUCUCGAUCUCAACCUCAGGGACCCAGGCCACAGCAAGGAGCAUCUGCAAAACCCUCUCCCUCUCGGCAGCUCUUUGGAGAACCCAGUGAGGUCAAUCCCAGCAGAAGCAAUGAUGGUGGUUCUAGGCCACGUGUCCAAUCCCCCGGUGAUUCUUUGGGAUCUGUAGGACCCAGUGGUUUGACAGACGACGGUAAACCCAUGAAUUUUGAGUUAAUAGACUUACGGAAUCUGCAAGAUGGUGAUUUGAAGACAGUGAUGGGGAGCAUGGUAGACUGGGAGAACAGUACCGUGACAGGGAGUUGUGGUUCAUCACCGGCGUCUUCGUCCACCCCCUCACCGUCAUCACAAACACAUAAUAUGGACACUGACGUGGACACCCGGAACACAGAGGGGGAAAUAAACCAGAAGAUCAGAAAACAGUCCAGCAUCUUCAGGACUAAGUACUUCCCUGUUGGAAGUACGUUAUCACAAACUAAGAAAAGUUUACAAAGAGCUUUACCGAAAUUAAAACCUAGGGUGCCAAGUUCCACAGUGUCUUCUUCAGAUGAUGGUGUACCAUGUGUCAGCCCUGGUCCUGAUGGGGAACAGGGAAAUUGUGUUGAGGGUACAGACCAAGUAGCUUGCAUGAAAAAGGAGCUGUUCUGCCAGGUGUGUGGAGACGUAGCGGCCGGCUUCUACUGUGGAGCCUACAUCUGUGAGGCCUGUAAGAAAUUCUUUGUGCGAGCAUCACGCCAGGAGAAGGUCAAGUUUGUGUGUCAUAAGUCAGAAGAUUGUGUCAUCACAAAGGAGACACGUGUUCGUUGCCAGCAUUGCCGAUACCAAAAGUGUCUUACCCUCCACAUGUACAGCCCAGGUGACAGCCAUGGGAAGGAUGCUGUCGCAGGCAUAUCUAACAUUCCUUGCCGCGUCUGUGGUGGAGCCUCGUCGGGCUUUCACUUCGGAGCCCUCACUUGUGAGGGUUGUAAGGGCUUCUUUCGGCGAAUGGCGAAGGAGCGUGAAUGGCACUCGUACAAGUGUUCCAAGGAGGACAGGUGUGAGAUCAGCAUGCUGACUCGCAAUGUAUGCAAGGCUUGUCGCUACAGAAAGUGCCUGGACGCCGGCAUGUCAGUCGAAGCAAGUCGAAUUGGUCGGCAACCCAAUGCAAUUAAACAUGCGAUCUCGAUAGAGGCCCGGAAGCAAGGGAAGCGAACCAGUGAUGCAGAUCCAGUGGCCAAAGACCCCUCACCACCACCCAUCCCUCUAGAUAUCGCUGCCUUCACCAGGGUGCACCGCAAGACCACCCUGCCACUGGUUAAGAAGAAACUUGACAUGGAAGUCAUUGACAACACCAUCAAACUGGUCAAGGAGGCAUGGAAUGAACUUAGUUCACUCAACAUGCCCAACAAAAUCUGCUUCAACAACUACGAGUUGAACUGCAACGACCUGCAGAACACAUGGAAGACGAUUAUGGUCCAUUUUGAGUUCAAUGCCAAGUGUGUCAUCAAAUUCUCCAAGAAACUACCCAACUUCCAAUCACUGAGUCUCCAGGAUCAGGUGUCACUCAUCCAGAUGGCGACAUAUUCUCUGUGUAUCCUCAACCAUUGUCAGUUCUACAACCUCGAAAAAAAAGAGUACCGCUUCUUUGAUUUCACGCCAGAGGAGGAAGAAGCCAUUCUGAGAUACUUCCCUCAGUUUAAGAUCAUCCCAAAACACUUCCACCACUUUGGCAUGAUGGUGAAAUCAAAGAAUUUUGACGACACGGAGCUGGCGUUCCUCUCAAGUCUUGUGUUGCUGAACAGUGAGAAUCUGACCAUGACAGAAAGAGACCGAGUGGACGCAAUGAGUUCGGAUCUGCUCGAUUCUCUACAGGUGUACAUAAAGAGACACCACACAAACUAUGAAGGGAGGAUGGGCUACCUUCUCCUGCGUAUCAGCGAGCUGGCGAUGGCCACACUGCAGCACAAUCAGUGUGUCGGGGUGAUCGCACAGGCACACCCUGAGUUGCAGAACCAACUGUGGGAUGAGAUGUACCUCAAGUAGGGUGGCUGUGUGUGGGGUGGACAGUGUGUGAGG
Messenger RNA from Haliotis rufescens (red abalone), 3027 nucleotides. RefSeq lists its product as uncharacterized. The coding region runs from base 76 to 2994 and encodes 972 amino acids. Gene Ontology annotation, biological process: negative regulation of transcription by RNA polymerase II; hormone-mediated signaling pathway; positive regulation of transcription by RNA polymerase II. The record is from RefSeq and is a predicted model, not a curated record. Gene Ontology annotation, molecular function: zinc ion binding; nuclear receptor activity; RNA polymerase II cis-regulatory region sequence-specific DNA binding. The transcript has 10 exons. Lineage: Eukaryota; Metazoa; Mollusca; Gastropoda; Lepetellida; Haliotidae.